GCACCUUGGAAGGAGAUGGACGUGACAGCUUCCUAACCACAUUUUUAACAUUAUUUCAACACUUCAUGAUCGCAGACUAACUCAAAUGUUUGCUUGGAAUGAAGCAGCCAUGUCUGUUCCUCAAGGCUACUGCAAGUGAUCACUGAGUGAGUAGUGACAGUCUGCAAAAUCUGCAUUGCACGCAUACACUGAGCAAAUAGCGCCAUGGUGUUCGCGUUCGCCGCCGGUAAUGGCGUGGCGGCGGAGGUGCUGACGGCGCGGUUUGCCCGGCAGGUCCUGUGGGGGCGUUGGUUCACGCUGUUUGCGUGCCUGCUGAUCCUGUCGGCGUCGGGCGCGACGUACGCCUUCGGCAUCUACUCCCGUGCGAUCCGGAUGUCGCUGGGCUACGACCAGCGCGCCGUCGCCACGCUCGCCUUCUUCAAGGACCUCGGCAGCAACGUCGGCGUCCCCGCGGGGCUCCUCAACGAGGUGGCCCAACCGUGGGCCGUGCUCGCCGUCGGCGCCGCCAUGAACCUGGCGGGCUACCUCAUGGUCUACCUCUCCCUCGCCGGCCGCGUCGCGCGGCCCCCCGUCUGGCUCAUGUGCGCCUACGUCUGCGCCGGCGCUAACUCGCAGGCGUUCGCCGGCACGGGGGCGCUCGUUACCUGCGUCCGGAACUUCCCGGAGACACGCGGCGCCGUGCUCGGCCUGCUCAAGGGCUACGUGGGGCUCAGCAGCGCCAUCCUCGCGCAGGUCUACCUCGCCCUAUACGGCGGCGGCGACGCCAGGUCGCUCGUCCUGCUCAUCGCCUGGCUCCCCGCUGCCGUCUCCGUCGUGUUCCUCGGCACCGUCCGCGUCCUGCCUCCGCGCCGGCCGAGGCAGAAGGGCGGUGGUGGAGGAGGCGACGGCGUGUUCCUCUGCUUGCUCUACAUCUCCAUCGCGCUCGCGGCGUACAUCCUCAUCAUGAUCGUCGUGCAGAGGCAGGCCACUUUCUCGCGCGACGCCUACGCCGCGUCGGCCGCCGGGCUCCUCCUCCUCCUCUUCAUCCCCUUCGCCGUCGUCGUCAGGCAGGAGUACCGUAUCAAGAAGGAGCUCGAGGAGUCCCUACGAGCGGCGCCCACGACGGUGGUGACCGUCAUUGAUAAACCAGCCGCCUUGCCAGUGCCAGAGAUGCCGGCGAGCACAACCGACACACCGCCAUCGUCUUCCUGCCGCCGCUCCUUCCUGAGGCACACGUUCACCCCGCCGGCGCACGGCGAGGACUACUCCAUCCUGCAGGCGCUGGUGAGCGUGGACAUGCUGAUCUUAUUCGUGGCCAUCGCCUGCGGCGCCGGCGGCACACUGACAGCGAUCGACAACAUGGGUCAGAUCGGGCAGUCGCUGGGGUACCCUCCCAAGAGCGUCGACGCCUUCGUCUCCCUCAUCAGCGUCUGGAACUACGCCGGCCGCGUCGCCGCCGGGUACGCCUCCGAGGCGCUCCUCUCCCGGUACCGGUUCCCGCGGCCGCUCGCGCUCACGGCGGUGCUCGUCGCCUCCUGCGCCGGCCACCUCCUCAUCGCCGCCGGCGCGCCACGGGGCACGCUCUACGUGGCGUCGGUGCUCAUCGGCUUCUGCUUCGGCGCGCAGUGGCCACUGCUUUACGCAGUCAUCUCCGAGCUGUUCGGGCUCAAGCGCUACCCGACGCUCUACAACCUCGGCGCCGUCGCGAGCCCUGUCGGCGCCUACGUGCUUAACGUGCGCGUCGCCGGGAGGCUAUACGACGCCGAGGCGGCGAGGCAGCACGGCGGGGCGCUGCCCGGCGGCGGUGGGGACAAGACGUGCGUCGGCGUGGAGUGCUUCAGGAGGUCGUUCCUGAUCAUCACGGCCGCCACGGCAGCCGGCGCCAUCGUGUCGCUGGUGCUUGUGUGGAGGACGAGGGAGUUUUACAGGGGCGACAUUUAUGCCAAGUUCAGGGAUAAUGCGGCUGUAGGCGAGGAGUCACUGGGUGGUGGUGGCGUGGCGGCGGAGCAGCGUCCUGGUCGAGGAGGUGGUAGUGUCAACGGAGAGCAACGAAAUGGCUAGCUAGGUGCCUGAGUUGAUUUGGUCAAAAUUCAGUACCAUGCUCCGCCAAAUCCAGUUGACUUGGGCAAGGAGGUAAGUUUGGUUUUAUCGAGGUUGGCACACAGCUCAUUUUUAUAAUGAACUUGUACGAGUUUUAAAGCAAUAAAAUAGGGUAAAAAUAAACUGGCUAAUUAGACCCAUAA
Molecule: messenger RNA, 2222 nt
Organism: Setaria italica (foxtail millet)
Lineage: Eukaryota; Viridiplantae; Streptophyta; Magnoliopsida; Poales; Poaceae
Exons: 1
Coding region: 205-2040 (611 amino acids)
Cellular component (GO): membrane
Source: RefSeq, a predicted model, not a curated record